This is a messenger RNA of Cryptosporidium muris RN66, 570 nucleotides long. RefSeq lists its product as uncharacterized. Bases 1 to 570 code for a protein of 189 amino acids. The transcript has a single exon. The record is from RefSeq and is a predicted model, not a curated record. Lineage: Eukaryota; Apicomplexa; Conoidasida; Eucoccidiorida; Cryptosporidiidae.
AUGCAACUUUAUAAAAUUGGGACUUUGUGUAAAAACCCUAAUUUAGGGCUGGGAUUUUUAAAAUAUCAUCUGAAGAGAUCACUUACUGGAUUUAACUAUAUUCGGGAUAUAAAAGAAAUGUAUAAAGAAACUAUAGAUAAAAGUAAAAAAUUCUAUUUUGAAAAUAAAGAAGAGAUAGAUAAGAAUUUUAUUUAUAUUUUUCAAAGUAAUCCUCUAGUACUAUUUAUGGAAGGAACUCCAGAUUAUCCAAUGUCAGAACUUAGUUCAAAUACAUUGAAAAUAUUUACAGUAUCACAUGUUAACCAGUUCCUGGCUAUAGAUGUAUUGCAACAUCCUGGAAUUAUGGGUUUUGCUCUUAGUUGCAAUCCUAAACAUGAUAGAUUUCCUAUAUUAUAUAAAUUUGGUAAAUACUAUGCAAAUCACGAUGAAAUCUUGGAACUUUUUGAAAAUGGAAAACUGUUAGAAUCAUUAUUCUGUGAAAAAGUGAGAACAAAUAUUAAAAAUAUUAAUGCUAAAAAUAAAAUUUUUAAAUCAAAGUUGAAAUCCGAAAUUCCAACUUACCUAUUCUAA